Talaromyces stipitatus ATCC 10500 is the source of this 1656-nucleotide messenger RNA. RefSeq names its product cytochrome P450, putative. Gene Ontology annotation, molecular function: oxidoreductase activity, acting on paired donors, with incorporation or reduction of molecular oxygen; steroid hydroxylase activity; iron ion binding. The transcript has 4 exons. The record is from RefSeq and is a predicted model, not a curated record. NCBI's taxonomy places the organism in Eukaryota, Fungi, Ascomycota, Eurotiomycetes, Eurotiales, Trichocomaceae. The coding region runs from base 1 to 1656 and encodes 551 amino acids.
AUGCAGCUUGCAAAUCUUGUGAACCACAACGCUUUAGAGUUGCUCAGCAAUCGCAAUGCCGUCUGGACGCUCAUCACCCUUCUAUCGUUUGUAGCAUGGAUUUUUCUGGGUUCAUUUGGAGAGCCUACCAAGCUAUCAGACCCAGUACCUGGUGUAUAUAACACUGUUCAGUUCUUGACCAAUAAUGAAAGAUUCAUGAAGCGUGUAAUGAAUCUGUUAAGCAAAUGCAACAUCGCGAAGUUCUAUCUUGGAACAGUGCCGGUCUAUCUCAUUUCGGGAACAAAAAACAUACAAUCCAUAUUUGGUAGAGAUAACAAAGUGGGAAGUGAGGACAUCUUCGUUGAAAGAGUUCUGCCCACUCUUUACAAGAUGCCCAAGAAGGAUGUAGAGAAGUUCGCCAAUGAUAAGUCCGGACGUGGUCACAAUCCUGCGCCCGGCACUGAGGAUAUGCCACAGGACCAGCGAUACUGGGCUAAAUACGAACACAUACAUACGGAGUACCUGGCUCGUACGCAGAAUUUAAAGCCCAUCAUUGAGGCAUAUAGCAAUCAGCUCAUGCAGGACCUAAACAAAUACCCCACUGACAAAUGGACCACUAUUGGCAUCGUCGAAAUGUGCCGACGAGAAGUGACCAAAUGUGCCAUGAGCACUCUGUUGGGCCCCAAAGUCUUUGAGCUGAAUCCAAAUUUUCUAGAAUCAUUCUGGGAAUUUGAUGAUAAUGUGUUCAUGUUGACGCUGGGCUUUCCGAAGUGGUUGAAUCCUGGCCCUUAUAAAGCACAAGACAAGUAUCUCUCCAUGAUCGAGAAAUACGUGGUUGCUGCAAUCGAGAACUUUGACUGGAAUGGACCUGACAUCGAGUCCAGCUGGGAACCCCAUUUCGGUGCUCGCAUUUGUCGCGAGACCGCAAAGUGGUUCAAGGAAAGCGGCUUUCCAGAUGUUUCUAUUUCUGGUGCCCUUGGAACCCUCCUCUUCGCACAAAAUUCCAACACUAUCCCGACAACAAUGUGGAUGCUUCUGGAAAUCCUCAAGGAUUCAUCGUUACUACGUGCUGUUCAAGAAGAAGUAGCUACAACAUACUCGAAAGACCCCGAAACUGGUAAACCUGUGUGCGAUCUUCAGAAGCUAGUUAUGUUGCCUCUGUUACAGUCCAUAUUCACCGAAGUCCUGCGGUUACAUAUGAAUUUCAACAUCAUUCGUCACACUAAAGAGCCCAUCACAAUGGACGGAUACAAAAUCAAGAAAGGGGCCAUGUUACAGGUGCCCAUGAUGGCCGCACACUACGAAGAGAGCGUUUGGGGUUCGACAGGGAAUCCUGCUUCAGAAUUCUGGGCCGAACGCCAUAUCAAAUACAUCGAUGAUAAGAAAGAGAAUGGUGAAAUUGAGCGUAAACGCGUUUUCGCCAUGGCUGGGCGGCCGAGUUCCUACUUCCCUUUCGGCGGCGGACCACCAAUUUGUCCCGGGCGACAUUUCGCGAAGCACGAAAUUCUGACUACAAUAGGAAUGUUAGUAACCAAAUUUGACAUUGAAUUCGUGGAGUGGGUGAACUUCGACGGUUCUCCUUCUGAUCGGCCGGCGCAGAAUAACCAACAGUAUUGUGGAGCGGGCUCUAUGCCACCGGACCGUGAAAUGAAGAUCAAAAUGAAGCGUCUUUGGUAA